This is a messenger RNA of Chanos chanos (milkfish), 2427 nucleotides long. It is a transcript of the gene wdr37, whose product is annotated as WD repeat domain 37. Lineage: Eukaryota; Metazoa; Chordata; Actinopteri; Gonorynchiformes; Chanidae. Gene Ontology annotation, molecular function: protein binding. The transcript has 15 exons. The record is from RefSeq and is a predicted model, not a curated record. The coding region runs from base 343 to 1827 and encodes 494 amino acids.
UAUAGCAGCUGGUCGGCGAUUCUAAAACAUACCAAAGGCGAGAGAAAUAACUCUUCAGUACGGAGUCGUCUCUGUUCCGUCAUCUGCUCACGCGCUGUUCAUGUAACGCUAAACGUCAGUCGACCGCCUACUGUCGACGCAUUCUUCAUUGAUUGGUUCCUUGGAUUUGUCUUCAGCAUUCUUCCUGAAAUAGAAAUGCUUCUUAUGAUGUUGGAGACCUGCGCAAGAGGCCCAUGCAAGUGUGAGCUGUCACCUGAAGGAUGCAUCUGCUUUGUUUUGUAUUCACUGCUCUUCACUGCUGUUUCAGGUAGGAAGUGCGUAAGAGUACGUCACUGAGGAGUGAUGCCUGUUGAAAGUGGAAACAGCGCAGCCGCUCGUCAAGCCAAGCAGAAGCGCAAGUCACACAGUCUCUCCAUUCGGCGAACCAACAGCACGGAGCAGGAACGACCAGGCAUACACAGAGACAUGCUGGAGGGACAGGAUUCCAAGCUGCCCCUUCCUCUAAGGAACAACCUUCUCGACCUGUUUGGACAGAUCGAACGAGAAUUUGAAAAUCUCUAUAUUGAGAACUUAGAAUUGCGGCGAGAAAUCGACUCUUUGAAUGAGCGCCUGGCUGGGGAGGGACAGACCAUAGAUGGGGGAGAUCUGAGCAAAGGAGCUCUUAAAACAAAAGCCAGUCACAGUACAAGUCAGCUGUCUCAAAAACUGAAGACCACAUACAAAGCCUCCACAAGCAAGAUUGUGUCCAGUUUCAAAGCCACUACGUCCCGGGCCGUGUGUCAGCUGGUUAAAGAGUAUGUGGGGCACAGAGAUGGAAUCUGGGACCUCAGCAUCACGAGGAUACAGCCGCUGGUCCUGGGCACAGCCUCAGCAGAUCACAGUGCUAUGCUGUGGAGUAUUGAGACAGGAAAGUGUCUCCUUAAGUAUGCUGGUCACGCUGGAUCAGUCAACUCAAUCAAGUUCCACCCCACAGAGCAGAUGGCUCUCACAGCAUCUGGCGACCAAACUGCUCACAUCUGGCGCUACAUGGUGCAGCUGCCUCCACCUCAGCCCCCCGCAGACAUCAGUGCCUCGUUAGACGAUGACGUGGAUUUCUCAGACAAGGACGAGGCGGACGGAGAGGUCGACGGGCCGAGCGAAUGCCCCACCAUCCGUGUCGCCACCACCACUCUGAAGAGCCACCAGGGCGUGGUCAUCGCUGCAGACUGGCUUGUCGGAGGCAAGCAAGUGGUCACCGCAUCGUGGGACAGGGCCGCCAACCUGUACGACGUGGAGACGUCUGAACUUGUCCACACGCUAACGGGUCAUGAUCAGGAGCUGACCCACUGCUGUACUCACCCCACCCAGCGUCUGGUGGUCACCUCAUCCAGAGACACUACUUUCCGUCUGUGGGACUUCAGAGAUCCCUCCAUUCAUUCAGUUAACGUCUUCCAGGGCCACACUGACACUGUGACGUCAGCCGUCUUCACCGUGGGAGACAAUGUGGUGUCGGGCAGUGACGAUCGCACUGUCAAGGUGUGGGACCUGAAGAACAUGAGGUCGCCCAUAGCGACCAUCCGCACCGACUCAGCCGUUAAUAGGAUCAGCGUCUCUGCCAACCAAAGAAUAAUCGCUCUUCCCCAUGAUAACCGGCAAGUCAGGCUGUUUGACAUGACUGGGGUUAGACUGGCCCGGCUGCCCCGCAGUAACAGACAGGGACAUCGGCGUAUGGUGUGUUGCUGUGUGUGGAAUGAGGAAAACCAGGCUUGUAACCUUUUCACCUGCGGCUUUGACCGUCAGGCCAUCGGCUGGAACAUCAAUAUUCCCGCCCUGCUUCAGGAGAAGUGAACGCCCCACAUACAUACACACACACACACACACACACACACACACACACACCUAUAUAUUUACACAAACACACUGAUCUACAUGCACACGUCACUAGAAAUGUACAUAACCACAUGUGACAGAACACUCUGCCUCUUUUCUCAGUUUAAAAAAAAACAAAAACGCAUGAGGCCAGCUAACAUUGUUAUUCACAUUGUGCUUCUGUCUACGUGUGUGUGUGUUAAAGUGUGUGUGUGUGUGUGUGGUUAUCAAACUAGAUAUGUUACAUUUACACUGGCUCCUGAUAUCAGCCAUUGUUUUUGGACUAAUGAGUGAGGAAGUAAAUAAGUGAAAAAUGCAUCUUAAACCUGUGUGUGUAGUCCAGAAGCCUCUGUGUCAGUGAAGUGAAAACACAGGGGUUGGAGGAGAGUGAGGAGGCGGAGUCAAACUCACAAAGCAUUGCAGGUGCCACAUCCAUAUCACAUAUCUGACUUUGUGCUCUCUUGCCACCUUGAGGUCAUUAUGGAUUUAAAUGUUGCUUGGCUCAAACAUUUUCCCCCCCACCUUCUGAAUCCUUCAGCACCCAGGUAUGGACUGCUGGGGUCCAUAGGAAGUCAUACU